GGAUUUGUCGUUACGCUUCUGAGCACGUAGCGCGCGAUUGGUGGAUCGGCAAAAUGCGAUCGUACAUCUCCGGCCGCGCUCGGCCAUCUCCGCUGUUCUACCAUCGCAGGUGCCCCUCCCAUCGGGGGCGAUUCGCGAAUCCGCCGCGGUGGUGGUCCUUCAGUCGACGUUCGUAAAUGAUGACGUAAGGUCGCGGCUCGUGCAGCGAGCUGGCGAUUCGUGGUACGUGGUAACGGCCUGUCAGUGAACCUCGGAGAUGGGGACGCAAAAGCCCGGGGAAUGGGCGAAUUUGGUGCUCGCGCGUUUUGAGGAUCAGCUGCCAUGUCGUUCUGGCCCCGAAAGUCCUCACUCUCGGGUGAACGAAAAGAGGAGCAAGAAAUGCCUGAUAGAGAUCUCCCGGUACCGUUUCUCUCUCGUCAUAUCUGGUCUCACGAAGAUGCUGCAGCGGGUCAACGAGAUGACACCAAGCGCGAGCAGUCAGCGGCCGUACCAACCCAAGGAUCAGGACCGGCAGGAGUCCAUCAUCAUCGUCCUGGACACGCUGGAGAAAUGCCUGGCGAACACACCGAAAGACACAACGAAAUUUGAGGAAGCGAUGAACGUAAAGCUGCUACUUCGCGAGAUAUGUCAGUUUAUAGGCAUGCCUUACGACAGUCCGCAGACGAAAAUGAUAAGGGAUUUAGCGAGCAAAGUGCUAUUCGCUCUGAGCCUGAACUUCUUCAAUGCGGUCUUCAAUCGGAUAUCGGCCAGGCUUCAGGAAUUGUCCAACAGCGGCGAUGAGAAUCCGGACUGCAGUGACAUCGAGUUGAUGCAGUAUAUCAAUGUCGACGUCCACAGGCUGACUAGGCUUCUGAACGAAACGAUACAGAAAGUUCGGCAGCUUGUUGGCAAGAAGUCGGCGUAUCUCGUGCUCAUGAAUCCCCUAGAGAAGGCGAUCUGGAACUGGAUGGACACGUAUCCACAGGAGUUCGCCGAUGUGCAAAAACAGCCUAACGAGGACCUCAAUAAGGCGUGCGAGGAGCUAUUCGACAUUCUCGAUACAUUUGUCGUCGAGAAGAAGAGUCGUGCGGCCUGCGUUUGGCCGUUGCAGAUGAUGCUGCUGGUCCUUUCGCCGAAAGUGCUGGAAAUCGUGAAUGCCGAUUCCGGGCCACUCGACUCGCCGCGAUAUUCGAGGAAAAAGCAGUUCAUCGAUAGCGUCAAGCGUAGUUUGAGGAUGCACGGCAGUUCUUCCAGUCGACAGCUGUCCGAAGCCGCAGCUGUUACGUGUGUCAAUCUUACGAAGGCAGCCACAUAUGUCAAUAAUACCGAAUCGACCAGCAACGUUGUUCUAAUUCUGGUGCAGCAAUUGAUGGACGAUCUGAUGAGCCUUCUCUUCAAUCCUUCGAAACCGUUCUCCCGCGGGCAGAAUUAUAGCGCACAGGAUGUUGACCUGAUGAUCGACUAUUUCGUCAGUUCCUUCCGCAUUAAUCCACGUAACAACGAGGUCUUUAAGUUUUGUCUCAAUACCAACUACUCGCCAACGUACCAGUUCGUCCUGGUCAGCUCGUUAUACAAAAUCUUCACGCAGCCAAGAUUGCCAUGGUGGCCGGAAAUCAGUCUGGUAUAUUCAUACGGCACGGAACUCAGGAACAUGUUCACCGAUACUCUGAACAAGGUGACGCAGAAUUGCAUGUGGAAUACGCCGCUGCGCAUGAUUCACAAUUUUGCGCUCAAACCGAAAGAGGAAAUGGCCAACUCUAAGAACCUAUUGUUAGUAUUGGUGCGACUUAUUCACGUGGACCCAAUGUUGAUGCUGCACAGUUACGGUACAGCUGGCCACGAAAUACAAAGGUCCACUUUAGAGUUGAUUAAUGGACUUGUCUCAUUGGUCCAUCAGCCCACGAUGCCGGACAUCGCCCACGAAGCGAUGGAGGCUUUGCUAGUGUUGCAUCACCCAGACAAAGUCAAAGCGUGGAAUCCAGAAGCGCCGCUCGACACUUUCUGGGACGCAAGUUCGCAAGUUGUCUUCUCGAUCUCUCAGAAAUUGAUUCAACAUCAAAUUUAUAACUACACAACCAUACUUAAAUGGCUCCGCGAAAUAUUGAGUUGCAGAAAUGCUUUUCUUUCUCAGUAUAAAGAUUAUGCGAAUGUGGACAGUCAUAUCGCAAUUAGUAAACAGGCGCAUAUUAAACUUGAGGUUGUUUGUCUAAUAUAUUUAUGGAGUAUAGACAUAGAGGCCGUUUUAAUAUCCAUGUCUUGUUUCGCGUUAUUAUGCGAAGAAGCUGAAAUUCUUUGUGGCAGCGACGAGGUAGCAGUGACCUGUCUACUUCCGAAUUAUCAAUUGUAUUUAGAAUUGGCGCAAGCGUCGACCGUGUUGAUUUCUGCCCACGGGGAGAGUAGACUGUGUUAUCAGGAAUAUAAUCACGGGCGUGCUACAUUACAAAAGAAAAUAUUGUCUUUGUUGAGAAAGAUAGAACAUUGCGUGAAUGGUGUCUUACCAGCUUGGGAAGAAACAUUCAAAAAUUGGGAAGUGACUUCGCGACAAUUGUCCAGUUAUCCUAAAACUAAGAUCGAGGAUGUACAGGUAGAACCAUUUUGUCGCGGUAAUGUAAAGCGGAGAGCGGCGCAUCAGAAUUCGGAGCACGAAAUGGAAGAACAAAUUAAUGAGUGGGCCAAUAUGACAGGAUUUCUUUGCGCUUUAGGCGGAGUAUGUUUACAACGUCGUUCGCCUAAUAGACUACUUUACGGUGUACUCUCUUUUCAUUCUGAACAUAAAAAGAGCUCGACGAAACAACAGGAGGCCCUCUCAGGUUUAACAAAUUCCAAUCAAGAAGGGCAAUAUUGUCCGGUAACGCAAUUUGUGUUCAACUUACUACGAUUAUUAAUUUGUAACAACGAGAAACUUGGCAAUCAAAUACAAAAGCACGUGAAAGAACUGGUGGCACAUGAAAUGAGUCCUGCCCUAUAUCCGAUAUUGUUCGAUCAGAUCAAAAAUUUUGUAGAGAAAUUUUUCGAUCCACGUGGACACGUGGUGGUGUCCGAUUUACAUACGCAGUUCAUCGAACAUACCAUAUUUAUAAUGAAAAACAUUUUGGAUUCAAAAACGGAUCAACCAUCAGAAUAUCUUGGAAUGACGAGCAUCGAAGGUAUGAUGUUGGCAAUCGUGAGAUAUGUCAGGCACUUGGACAUGACAGUGCAUUCGAUUUGUAUCAAAACUAAAUUAUGCCAGCUGGUUGAAGCUAUGAUGAAGAGACGAGACGACUUAGCGUUUAGACAAGAGUUGAAAUUUCGGAACAAACUAGUUGAAUAUCUGACCGAGUGGGUAAUGUGCGCGCAUCCAUUUUCCUCGACAACUGCCAACGACAUCACAGCUUAUACUAGAGAUUUGGAUCAAGCUUGCAUGGAGGCAGUAGGAGCAUUAUUGCGCGGGCUCCCUCUUCAACCUGAAGAUUCUGAUCGUGUUGAGUUAAUGGAAGCAAAGUCUGAAUUAUUUUCGAAAUACUUUAUGCUCUUUAUGAAUUUAAUAAAUUACUGCAACGAACCAUCAUCAUCGGGAGACAAGGACGUUGUGUCUCGGCAAUCGCCAACUUUAGCGACCAAUAAAUUAACCACUUUGCGCAACACUACUAUUCAAGCCAUGAGUAAUCUUCUCAGUGCGAAUAUAGACAGUGGUUUGAGACAUUCAAUACAUUUAGGCUAUAAUGCAGAUCUUCAAACACGAGCUGCAUUCAUGGAAGUAUUGACUAAAAUCCUUCAGCAGGGAACAGAAUUUGAUACCUUGGCUGAGACUGUGCUAGCAGAUAGAUACGAACAAUUGGUUCAACUGGUUACAAUGAUCAGCGACAAAGGGGAAUUACCAAUCGCCAUGGCAUUAGCUAAUGUUGUAACGACAAAUCAAAUGGAUGAGCUGGCGCGUGUCUUCGUGACACUGUUCGAUGCAAAGCAUUUAUUGUCACCUUUAUUAUGGAACAUGCUUUAUCGAGAGGUUGAGUUAACUGAUUGCAUACAGACUCUCUUUCGCGGUAAUACUCUGGGGAGUAAGAUCAUGUCCUUUUGCUUUAAAAUUUAUGGCACUAGUUACCUACAAGGCUUACUCGAACCUCUCAUCAAACCCUUGCUGGACGAACCAUCGAUUAGUUUUGAAGUAGAUAGCGCAAGAAUCGAUCCUAGCGAAAAUAUUGAACAAAAUGGUGACAACUUAAUUAUGUUGACACAAAAAGUGUUCAAUGCUAUCGUCUCAUCGGCAGAUACGUUCCCUCCGCAGCUACGCUCGAUGUGUCACUGCCUGUAUCAAGUAUUAUGCAAGAGAUUUCCGCAAUCUCCGCAGAGCAAUAUCGUAGCCGUGGGAACGGUGAUAUUUCUGCGUUUCAUUAAUCCUGCCAUUGUCUCGCCCCAAGAAAUGGGUAUCGUAAACAAACCGGUACCGUAUGAGAUCAAGCGAGGUCUCAUGCUCAUGUCGAAGAUAUUACAGAACAUCGCAAAUCACGUAGAGUUCAGCAAGGAGCAGCAUAUGUUGCCUUUCAAUGAUUUCCUAAGAACGCACUUUGAGAUUGGCCGACGAUUUAUCAUACAGAUAGCAUCGGAUUGUGAAACUGUCGAUCAAACUAGUCAUCCUAUGUCGUUCGUUUCGGACGCCAAUGUCUUGGCCUUACACAGAUUAUUGUGGAAUCAUCAAGAGAAAAUUGGCGAUUAUCUUAGCAGCAGCAGAGAUCACAAAGCUGUCGGAAGGAGACCUUUCGACAAAAUGGCUACGUUAUUGGCAUAUCUUGGUCCACCUGAGCAUAAACCAGUGGAUUCCCAUUUAAAUUUCAGCUCGCUCUUUUCAACGGCUUAUGUUCGCAUGUCACGAUGGGCGAACAAAGACAUGUCGUCAACUAAUUUCGAGGAGAUUAUGAUGAAGCACAAUAUGCACGAGAGAGAAGAAUUUAAAAGCAUUCAGAGCAUGAAUAUAUUUUACCAAGCAGGCACCAGCAAGCAAGGCUACCCAGUAUUUUACUACAUUUCACGGCGAUUCAAACUUGGCGAAACGAAUGGCGAUUUAUUGAUAUAUCACGUUAUCCUAACUUUAAAACCCUUCUAUCAUUCUCCAUAUGACGUUGUUGUUGAUCUCACCCACACGUGCUCGGAUAAUCGGUUUAGGACGGAAUUCUUGCAAAAAUGGUUUUACGUUUUACCCGAGGCAGCCUAUGAAAAUCUCCACGCGGUAUACAUUUACAAUUGUAACAAUUGGGUACGCGAAUAUACGAAAUAUCACGAUAGUAUCUUAGCGCCGUUGAAAGGCAAUCGAAAAAUUGUCUUUAUCGAUGGCCAAGGGAAAUUAAACGACGUAAUCGAUGUCGAGCAACAGAAACUACCUGGAGCGACAUUAUCCCUGGACGAAGAUUUGAAGGUAUUCACCGGCGUCUUGAAACUAUCUCACAAAGAGAUGAGAGUAUCCGUGAAAAUCGGACCGACAACCCUGCAGAUAACGCACACGGAUAGAUCAAAAGUCUUAUCGCAAUCCGUUCUCUUAAACGAUGUCUAUUAUGCAUCCGAGAUAGAAGAGGUUUGCCUGGUGGAUGACAAUUCGUUUGUGCUAACUAUUUCCAACGAAGCAGGUCCUUUGACCUUCGCUCACAACGAUUGCGAUAGCAUCGUGCAGAAUAUAAUCCACAUUAGAAAUCGUUGGGUGCUAUCGCAACCAGAUUCUAUGUCCGUUCACUCAAAAAUCAGGCCUAAGGACGUACCGGGUACUCUGUUGAACAUGGCCUUACUGAAUCUCGGUAGUCCGGACCCCAAUCUUCGGACUGCCGCGUACAAUCAUCUGUGUGCGCUCACGGCGACGUUUGGUUUGAAAAUAGAAGGUCAACUGUUGGAGACGUCCGGUAUUUGCAUACCGUCAAACAACACCAUAUUCAUCAAACAUCUCAGCGAGACCUUGGCCGCGAACGAUCCGCAUCUUACACUUGAGUUUCUCAAGGAGUGCAUACAAGGUUUCAAGGAGUCGACUAUCGAAUUGAAGCACUUAUGCCUGGAAUAUAUGACGCCGUGGCUUAGCAAUCUCGUGCGAUUUUACAAACCUCACGAUGAGGGCGGUAAACGUCAAAAGCAAGUUACGGAGAUCUUAGAUGAUCUGAUCACGUUGACUGUCCAGGAAAUCGAGAUGUAUCCAAGUAUACAAGCUAAAAUUUGGAGCACAGUCGGCAUGCUGCCGGAACUGAUAGACGUUGUCCUUGAUAUCUUCCUCCAACGUAGCGCGCGAUACGGUUUAGGCUCGCCGAUGGCCGAGAUUAUGGCGGACACCGCGGUCGCUUUGGCGUCCGGUAAUGUGCAACUAGUCGCCAAGAAAUUAAUUAAUAAGGUAUGUCGGAUAGUCGACAAGACUUGCAUGUCGCCGACGUCGCAGUUAGAACAGCAUAUAAUGUGGAGCGAUAUAGCGAUCUUGGCAAGAUAUCUUUUGAUGUUAUCCUUCAAUAAUUGUCUGGACGUUGGGAAACAUCUGCCGUAUAUCUUUCAUACGGUGACAUUGCUCGUAUGUUCUGGCAGCUUAACCAUGCGAGCUUCUACUCAUGGCUUGGUGAUAAAUAGUAUUCACUCGUUGUGCACGUGCAGUUCGCCUUCGUUUUCCGAAGAUACGCAUAGAAUAUUACGGAUGAGUCUGGAUGAAUUUUCGUUACCAAAGUUUUACUUGCUAUUUGGUAUCAGCAAGGUGAAAUCCGCCGCCGGCACAGCUUUCUACAAACAUCCAAAGUCCAGUUGUAAACACGCGAAUGAAAAGUGGCUUAGCAGCGAGAGAAGCGCGUAUGGGACGCAGGACAAGGAGAGACUUUAUUUAACCAGUUUGGAGGUCAUAACCGACGCCCUUCUGGAGAUCAUGGAGGCUUGCAUGCGAGACAUUCCGAAGUGCGACUGGUUGAAAACGUGGACCAUGCUAGCGAAAAACUUUGCCUUCUGUUUAAAUCCAGCUUUACAACCGAGGGCGCUUAUCGUUUUUGGCUGCAUCAGCAAAAGUAUAACGGAUCAAGACAUGAGGCACCUAUUAAAGAUAUUGAUGAAGGCACUUGAGAGCUUCAACGAUAUUAAUCUCAUGGAAGCAAUUGUUAUGUGCUUAACGCGAUUGCAACCUCUGCUGCGACCGGAAUCGCCAAUACAUAGGUAUUUAUUCUGGGUUGCCACGUCUGUCCUCGAAUUAGACGAAGCCUCCUUAUACGCAUCCGGUCUGGCUCUUCUUGAACAGAACUUGCACACGCUUGACUCGCAGGGCACUUUCGAUGAAAAGACAUUGGAACAUGUAAUGAUGACAACGCGGGAAUCUCUGGAAUGUCAAUUUAAACAAUUAGAUCACACCGUGGGCUUAUCGUUUAGAUCCAAUUUUCAUUUCGCGUUGGUCGGUCAUCUCCUGAAAGGCUACAGGCAUCCUACACCAACCACGGUCACCAGGACGGUCAGAGUUCUGACGAUGUUGCUGGCAAUCGUGGCUAAACCCUCCAAAAGGGAUAAAUUUGAAGUAACACCCGAAAGUGUUCCUUAUUUAACCGCGUUAGUGGCUGUGUCAGAAGAGGUUCGUAGCAGGUGUCACAUUCGACAUUCGCUUGACAAGAGCUUACACGAUUCUUCAGGCAGCUCAGAUGUCCUCGAUACUCUGCCAUCGCGCAAUACGGAUAUGUCCGGAGCCUCUAAUCCUACGAGCAGAAGACAGAAGACGUGGGACUUACUAGAUCAAUCGGCGCUCACACAAGCGAAACAGCAGAAACAAUCUGCACAGACUGGCCGGCUUUUAUUUAAAUCGCAGCGAUCCUUGAGCGUGCCGAGCGCAAAGGACGACAAGCCGACGGACAACGCAGAGCAACAGAGAGAUCGUAGCACCAGAGUGAGCCUAAGCAAUGAAAAUAACGUCUUACUCGAUCCGGAUGUACUAACGGACUUUUCGACGCAGACCUUAGUACUGACCAUGUUGGCCACGUUGGUGAAGUAUUCUACCAACGAAAAUGAAACGCGAAUCCUCUACGAGUAUCUGGCGGAAGCAACCGUAGUUUUUCCGAAAGUUUUUCCAGUCGUACAUAAUUUGCUCGACGCGAAGAUCAAUAGCGUAUUGUCUUCGUGUCAUGAUCAAGUGAUACUGAAUGCGGUUCAAACUAUCAUACAGAACAUGAUAGCCUGCGAAGACACGAAUCAACAGCAUCAUUUGCAACACUAUUUGCAAAGCUGUGGAUUCCGCGGUCUCUGGAGGUUUGCGGGUCCUUACACGAACGUAAGUUCUGGACCCAAUUGUACACCCGAGAGUGCCGAAUUGUUUGUGAAUUGUCUAAAAGCGAUGGUGGAAAUGUGUUUGACGGGGCAAGAAACAACUGUUGGAAAAAGUAAACGCGCCGGCAGCUGUCAAUCCGAUUUCGCGUCGAAAACGAGAUUAUCUUCAGAAAUUGCCCAAGAACAGUCUCCCACGGAAGUCGACGUUUCCUCCGUUCAUAUCGAUCAUAGAAUAAAUAGCGGACGAAAUGAUUCGAUUGAAGCGAAUCAAACUGAGGAUACGGGUGGCGGUGACGGUGGCGGUUCGCAACCUUAGCAAUUAAUGUAUGACACUGGCAAUGCGAGGCAAUGCGAUAGAGAGGCGCGUAAGAGGCAAAACAAUCGAAAAUUGCAACGGCAGAUGAGGUGUGUGAACUCUAAAUAAUCGCAUUGUAAAUAUAGAACGCAUACAUUUGUUCCGUGUUAUUGUUGCAACAUGUCCAGUCAGUUUAGCACAAUGCCGUCCACAUUACGAUAACAGGCCUACAAAAGGUGGAAAUUGACGACAGCGAUGUUUUCGUUACAUUAAUUAUUUUGAUUUCACUUCAAACUUUCCGUUGUCCUGUAUAUUGAUGAUUUUGUGUUCUUUUUAAACUUACUUAUUCUAUCAGUCAGUCGUAUAAAACUUGCUAUCUCGAUUUGAUAGUUUGGCUAUGAAAUUUUUAAAUGAUUAUUAUGAUU
Molecule: messenger RNA, 8925 nt
Organism: Pogonomyrmex barbatus (red harvester ant)
Lineage: Eukaryota; Metazoa; Arthropoda; Insecta; Hymenoptera; Formicidae
Gene: Nf1
Product: neurofibromin 1
Biological process (GO): regulation of GTPase activity
Source: RefSeq, a predicted model, not a curated record